This is a messenger RNA of Clonostachys rhizophaga, 1692 nucleotides long. The record is from the annotation of a GenBank genome assembly. Lineage: Eukaryota; Fungi; Ascomycota; Sordariomycetes; Hypocreales; Bionectriaceae.
AUGCCGCACCGUUUAGAUACUCACGUCCUCACCGUGGAUGCCAACGUCAUCCACAAGGUUGACACCAAUCCUGCUAACCUCUACAGCAUGUGGACUGUCUUCUCUCGUUGUGCAGACUCUGUAGAACAAGGCCGAAGACUUGAGAACCUCAGCUGGCGCCUGUGGCAAAAGGAGCAGCUCAUUGAGAACGAGCAGAAGAACGCCGACGCCACCGAGUCGCAGACAGCACCAAAGGCCAUCCCUUCCGCAUCACAACUUUGCGACCUUCCUCAGCUUUCGGGAAGCGUCGAUUCCGUCGCAGACGCCGACGAGACUGUCGAGUUCACCUCAGUCUCAGCCCCCCUCGAGAUUGCUCGUCCCCGGAUCCUCCGCCAGGAUUCAGCUGCCACUAGCCGCAGCAAGCGUGACCGACACAUUAGCUCCGACGACUUUGAGAAGAUGAUUGUCUCCAUCGUCAAGGACAAGGCUCCUCUCUCCGCGCCCUCCAACGCCGCACCAAUCCUUCCCACAAAAGAGGCCAUGGAGGCACCCUCACACGCCGCUAUCCAGCGAUCUGGAUCAACCACUACUGAAGCAAGCUCCAAGAACACCGAUACCAACUCACAAGUAUCACUCCCCUCCCCGCAUAUGCAGUCACGCACCAACGUCGUUCGUGGCUUCUCCCCUUCCCAGGCUUCUCUGCCUCGCACCAGCCAGCCUUCACUCGCCCGUGCCGAGGCCCCUCUCAUCAAUGGCGUGGCAUCCAAGGCCGUUCAGUCACGGAAGACGCCCACCACAUUCAUGCUCGGCGCUUCAUACUCUUCAAGUGAACAAGGCCACAGUCCCGAGGCAUGCAAGCCUGCUCCUGCCGGCAACCUGAAGAAGAGCAUGUUCAAGCUGGGUGGCUCAUCGGAAGAAGAAGGUUCUCUUAAGAGCGCUCUCUCUCCACGAAACAGGUUGACCACACAGAAGAAGCAAGCUUCCUUCAGCAACCAUGUCAUCAUGCACACUGUUGAUCCUGACAAUGCUAUCGACUCCGACUCUGAGGGUGACUAUAUUGAUGAGAGCGCAAUUGACGACGAGGAUGAUUCCUCCGACUGGGAGGACUCGAUUGAGGACAGUGGCAAGUCUAGCGUUGAUGACAAGUACUUCCAGCGUGUUGACUCUAAGGUCAACCUCACCUCCCGGAGAUCCCUCAUCACCCUGAUGCUCACACAGACUGAAGACCGCGCAAAGGCCCUCAGCAACCAUGCUUCACAGUCAACAUCCGCUAUCCCGCAGUCGCGCAAUCGCAAUGGGCCUGCCUUUGCUGUCUCUCCUAACGACUCUGACGAUGCUCCCCUCAUGAUGAAGGGCAACCGCCAGCCCCCCUUGAAGCCUAUCCGGGAGAUUCCUCGAUCAAGCGCACAGCCUAUCCCCACCGUCGCUCACGGCCAAGGUCAAGGCGCUCUUUCUCCUCGAACAACUCGUCGCAAUAUGCUUGCUACAGAGUUGACCGAGUCUCUCCGCCGCCACCUCCUGUGGGAGCGAUCUCAAAAGUCUUCAACAGCCAAUGCAGUUCUCAAGAGACGCCACACCUCACACGAUGUGGCCAACCUGAAGCAAUUCCCUGAGAAGUCUUGCAUGAAGAAGGCUGAAGAUGUCAAUGCUAGCAGCUGGAAUCAGUACUUCGUCAAGGAGACCUUUGACGGAUACCACUCCAAGGGCUGGUAA